AUUCUGUGUCUCGUUUCAGUUCAGAAACUGCGUAAAGUUGCUGAGGACGUUAAUCUGGAGGGCAUGCAGGUGAAAAUCCUGCCGGCUCUGCAGGACAACUACAUGUACUUGAUUGUGGACAAUAAGACGCGCGAGGCAGCUGUGGUGGAUCCUGUGGAUCCCGAACUGGUCAUCAAGACCGUCCAAGAGGAGAAUGUGACGCUCAAUAAGGUGCUGACCACCCAUCAUCACUGGGAUCAUGCCGGGGGCAAUGAGAAGCUCGUCAAGUUGUGGGAGAAGGAGUUGGAGGUGUAUGGCGGCGACGAUCGUAUCGGCGCGUUGAACAAAAAGGUUCGCCAAGAUGACAGCUUUACCAUUGGCAGUCUCAACGUACGUUGCCUGUCCACUCCUUGCCACACCACCGGGCACAUUUGCUAUCAUGUCACCGCCGGCGAUGGGAACGGCGAGGGAGCUGUCUUCACUGGCGACACUCUCUUCCAGGGAGGCUGUGGCCGCUUCUUCGAGGGCACACCCGAGGAGAUGUACGAGGCUCUGUGCACUAAGCUAUCGGCCCUGCCGGACACCACGAAGGUCUUUUGUGGCCACGAAUACACACUGCAGAACAUGAGCUUUGCCCGCCAUGUGGAGCCCGAUAACGAGAGUAUACAGCAACGCAUUGAGUGGGCCAAGCUGCGACGUGCAUCUCAGGAUCCCACAGUGCCCUCCACCAUUGGCGAGGAGAAGAUCUGGAAUCCGUUUAUGCGUGUCCACGAAGCUUCUGUUCAGAAGCAUGCCGGAGGAGCAACCGAUCCCAUUAUAACCAUGGGCAAGUUGCGCAAGGAGAAAGAUAACUUCAAGGCCUAAGGGCUUUUUAUUUGAUAAAUUUAAAAUGUGAUUAUUGGGUUUUGAUUAA
Molecule: messenger RNA, 892 nt
Organism: Drosophila obscura
Lineage: Eukaryota; Metazoa; Arthropoda; Insecta; Diptera; Drosophilidae
Product: hydroxyacylglutathione hydrolase, mitochondrial-like
Molecular function (GO): hydroxyacylglutathione hydrolase activity
Source: RefSeq, a predicted model, not a curated record